AAAAUUAAAUAAAAAAUUUAAUUUAACCAAACAUAAUAACUUAGAUUAUAUUUUUUUUAACAUAUAACAACAAAAUACUUCAUCAUGGACCUUUAAUGUAUUAGUGACCAAACAUCAAUGUGUUGCUAAAAGUAGAGUUUCAACAACCACGUACGUGGUCGCUAAUUAUAGAACCAUAUAGUAACGUCAAAUUUUGUCGCUGUUAAUUCUUGUUUGUCGCUAAAAUAGACUUAGUGCACAAAAAAUUGUCCCCACCAAACUAAUAGCGACUAAGUUUUAGCAAUGAAAUUACUUCGUCGUUAAUGACGUUCUACAAAAUCUACAAUUUCCUUAUUUUGCAACGGGCAUUAAAUUUAGUUGCUAAUUAUUUGCUUUUAACAACAAAAUUAUCUUCAUGCUAAAUGUUUUGUCUCCAUAUCACAAUAUUGUUGUAGUGUUAAGGUUCUUAAAUCCUAACAUGUGGUUGCUACAUCCACUAUCCAAAAUCCACAAACCAGCACUACUAACAUUAGAAUUCAGAUAGGUAAGAAACAGUUUAGCUGCUUCUUCCUUCUUUUCUGCAUAGUUAGCUUGUUGUUUUGCUUUGGUGCAGGAAUAAGCUUCUAUAUGACCAUAUUUUUUUACAAAAAUGACAUUGCUUACCCUUAUAACCUUGACUUUGAUUGCUUUUCUCAUUGUCAUCUUGUUGAUAGUUUGUGUCGGAUCUUCCUCUACCAUGGCCUCGAACUCUUCCACGACCUUAAAAGCCACCUCUUCCACAGCCUUUUCCUGUAUUCUUUUGGUUGCCUCUUGACUUUGAAUUCUCACUUGAUUCAAAUGCAUUUUUUGCACUUUUCUCGAUCGACCUAUUUAGUAGCUAUUCAUGAGCUAAAAGAGAACACAUGACUUCAUUAAAUGAAUACUUUGAUAAGUCCUUCGAUUCCUCUAUGGCGGCGACAAUAUGAUCAAAUUUAGGAGGAAGACUUCUCAAAACUUUUUCAACAACUUUCUUCUCAGAAAUAUAAUCACCAAGACUUUGCAUACCUUCGUCAUUUUUUAUGUAGAGAUUUUCAAAUUCUUUUUGGUGAGUUUGUAGCCUCACUGUUCUUAUUCGGUCAUUUCCUUGGUAUUCUUGCUUCAAAAUGGUCCAAGCUUUAUUUGAUUUGGUAGCAUUUGCAUUUCGAAGAAACAUGGUGUCGUGCACUGCCUACUGCAACACAAGCAAUGCCUUGGCAUCUUUUUUGCGGAGCUCUUUUUGAGUUGUUGUCUUAUCUGCAUUUUUUGAACUUUCUGCUUUUGCAUAACUAUACUCAACUAGAUCCCAAAGAUCUUGUGAAAUAAAAAAGUUCGCAUUUUGAUGCUCCAAAAUUCAUAAUUUUCUUCAUUAAAAAAUGGAACCAAGGAUUGAGAGAAAUUAAGUGCACUUGCAUUACUCAUGGUGCAAACAAGUGUAAUGAGAAUAUCUUAAUGAGCUUUCCAACUCACUAUAUCUUAACGAGCCUUCCAACUGCUUCUUGCUACAGAGGACACCACAACGUCCAACCUUGAUCACAACUGGGCUCUGACACCAAUUGUAGGUGAAAGAAGCUUUCCAAAGUAAAUUGAUGCUCACUAAUAAAAUUUCCUACAGCAAUGAACCGGAAGAAAUAAAAACUUUCAUUCAAAAACUUGGUGAAUUACAAGCUUACGAACAAGGAUUAAAUAGAAGAAGAAAAGUUGAGGGUCAGGAGAACCCAACUCAACACGUGUUCUCCACUACACCCACUACACAUGUGCUCCUAAAAACUAGUUACUGUGAACUCCAGAACAUAAACCCACUACUUACACAAAUUAAGCCACUGCACUAUUUACAUAACUUACUCAACUUCUAACUUAAUUAGCCCACUAUUACCACUGCUUGCAUCCACUACUUGUCUAUUACUAUAUACUAAAGUGCGUGGGGUAUUGUUCUUUGCUUGACACGUGUCUGAUUCAACGACUCGGUACACCUGAUACACCGUAGACCAUUGAUUGUGAGGGUUUGGGAAUGACGCGUGUCUCCCAAAACCCUCCCCUUCUCUCUCUCCCUAUAUAUAUAUAUAUAUAUAUAUAUAUAUAUAUUAUAAAAUUUCAAAUUUUGGAUAUCGAAAUUUUAAUUUAUUUCCAAAUUUUCAACUUCAAAUCUAUUACUAUAUACUAAAGUGCGUGGGGUAUUGUUCUUUGCUUGACACGUGUCCGACUCAACGACUCGGUACACCUGAUGCACCGUAGACCAUUGAUUGUGAGGGUUUGGGAAUGACACGUGUCUCCCAAAACCCUUCCCUCCUCUCUCUCCUUACCUAUAUAUAUAUAUAGGGUCUUAAAAUGUUAUAUUAUAAAAUUUCAAAUUUUGGAUAUCGAAAUUUUAAUUUAUUUCCAAAUUUUCAACUUCAAAUUUUAAAAUUUUAAAUCCUAAACUAUAGAAAAUUUUGAGCUAUUUUUUUAAAUUGGUUUGCUUCAUUGCCUACCAACUAUUAAACCAAUUAGAGUACUCCAUUUUUUGUUAUUUAUCUAUUGUAAGUCCAAACUGUAGAACAAAUUAUAUCUAAUUUCUUCACGUUGGUGCUUAAUUAUGCUAAAUUUUAAAAAAUUUUAUAAAAUUAAAUAUUUGUUCAUAAAUUCUAAAAAAAUUUAUAAAGUCAGUCAAUUAAAAACCUACGAACCAAGUAACUUUUUUCUAUUUUAUCGUAAUAUUUUCAAUUCUCGAUAUUGCUUACAUGGGUCAACAAAAAAUGAUCUGAAUAGAGUUAGAAGAAUAAGAAUUAAAAAAAAAAAAACAAAAAAGCGGAUUGGUAUCUUUUGAACAAACUAGCCUAAAAAUAAGCGUAUUACAAAUUUUUCCUUUUUUGCUUCAGAAAAUAUUGAAAGUUUACGGAACCCCAAGAAUUUAAAUAGAAACUAUCAAAUACCUAAAGACAAAAUCUCUAAUAAAAUUUUAUAUUGUGGAAUUAGAUGUUGAUACAAAUAUGUGUUUAAUAUAUAUAUUUAAUAGAAUCUUAUAUUUUAUAAAUAUAAUUAACAAUAUACCUAUUGUACCUGCGGCAAAGCGCAGGUACAUCGCUAGUAUAAUCAUAUGACCACUAACAUCAUAAACAAAUUUGCAUCAUUUUCCAAUACAAGUUUAAGGAGUUUUGAAACGAUUGGGAAUGCUCAGCAGAACAAAAAUUGCCUCUCUCUUUUCCUCUCUCUCUCAUUUCAUUUCUCUCCUAGUUCUCUAUUUUUAUUUGAAAAUAAAAUAUAUAGAGCACUCUUUGGAGUAAUCUAGAGAGAAUAAGUCGAUUGGAAUGGAUGUCGGUCAUGGUGGUGGAACCAAACCAACUUUAUUAAACCGGCCUUGGACACUUAUAUGAAUAUGGGUGUGUAGUUUGUGGUAGAACAAGAGUGGAGUUGUUUUCUGGGGGGUCCGCAUGAGUCUUCCACAAAUUUUGGGUGUGUGUGUAUGUCUGUGAGUCCACCGCAAAGAGAGUAGUUGUAUGUGAUUGCUCGUAUAGGUGUCUUUGCAUAUUAAUGGAAAGGGUUUUGUUGUUAUUUUUUGCCGCGCAAAAAUUCUACACGUCUUAUCUGAGAAACACUCUAGUAUCAAAAAUCUUUGGUAGUCAAUUCCAUUGAAAGUACGAAUCUUUGUUCGGACAGUCUUGAAAUACAAGGAUCUUACAGUGGACAACCUUUGGAGAAAGGGAUGGCAGGGUGAGGUGGGUUGCGUGUUUUGUACGGAGGAUCCUGAGACGUUAAACCACAUUUUUGUUCGUUGUGAAAGUACUAGAUCUCUUAUGAGGUGCUUAGUACCGAACAAAGUGCUGCUUUUGAGCUGCAUUUCAGUUGACAGUUUCUAGGACGAGAGCAGCCGCAAAGGAGGAGCUCUAAGGGGGAGGGAGUUAGCGACAAUAGCUGCGUCUUGGUGGACCGUUUGGUUGGAGCGGAACAGAAGAAUCUUUGACAAAAAGUAGAGUUCCCCUAGUCAACUGUUAGCAGAUAUCCGUUCGCUCAGAAACCUUUGGUUCUCAUUCUGUGUUAAGUAGUAGUUUUUUUUUUUUGGUCUCCCAGGGCCUAGUUGCCUCAUCCUUGUGCAAAAUUCACCUUCCAAUUGAGUGAAGCAGUAGCAUGCUACCUUACUCUCAAAAAAAAAAAAAAAAAAAAGGAAGAAUUUUGAGACAUCAUCAGAUAAUCGUGCAGAUGGUUCCAUGCCAUCUUAGCUUGAUUACACAAACAAAAGUAACAAAAGGACUUAGAUUGCUACAUCUGCUAAACUGUAGAAACUUAAUUGUGAGAUUUGAACAUGUAGGAAUGAAAUUGGUUAGACCAAAACUUUAGGACCUAACAGGAUAAAUUGACCAUUUUUGUUGUUUUUUGUUCUUUUCCUCCACUCCAUUCCAAGUCAUGCUUCCAUUAGGCUCCUCGCUAAUCUCUUUUUUUCUCAAUGAGAUAUCGCAACCAAUUAAGAAGCAGGUUCGCUAUUGCUUCCAUCUCGAUGCUAAUGUCACUGCUCUUUCCGAAUCCUUAAAGGACUUAGAAUGUGCAAAAUGUGGAAUAACUGAGAAAAUCCAAACUGCUGAAUCUGAGCGGCGGAAAUGCACACAAGAAGUGAAGGAUUGGCUUGACAAAUCUCAAAUUGUAGAAGAGCAAGCGAAGGCCAUAAUUGAGAAGUAUGAGAAGAGAAAGAUGAGUCUUUGCGGCUGCUCUUGGAAUUGCUUUUUCAACGUCACUGUCAACAAGAAUGCAACAAAGAAGAAAACAAAAGUGAGUGAGCUGAUAAAUAAAGCACCUUCCGAUGUUGCCAAUUCACAUUUUCUGGUCGAUCCUAUCAAGGAGAUGCCAAACACUUACGGUGUUGUGGGCCAAGAAAUGUAUCUGCGGAAUGUAAUUGAUUACCUGCAAGAUGAUAAAGUUGGCAUCAUCGGGAUCUAUGGCAUGGGAGGGGUCGGUGAAACAACUCUCUUGAAAAGCAUCAAUAAUCAUUUAUGUGACAAUGCCGAACUUAUGGAGUUCAAUCAUGUGAUCUUCAUAAAGGUUGGCAAGAAUCUGGAUCUGAUGAAACUCCAGGAUGACAUAGCUCUUGAGGGCUUGCUUCUAAGGAAAGAAGAAAGCAUGCUAUCAAGAGCCACUGCUAUUUUCAAUUUCUUGAAAGGUAAGAAGUUCUUGUUGCUUUUAGAUGACCUCUGGGGAUCUUUGGAUCUGGAGGAAGUUGGAGUGCCUAGGCCUAAUAAAGGUACUCAUGUGCGACCUAAGCAAAAAAUAAUAUUAACCACAUGUUUUUCGGAUAUUUGUGGCAAGAUGCAAGCAGACAAGGAUGUGAGAAUUGAGUGUUUGAAUGAGGAAGAUGCCUGGAAUCUAUUAAAAUCGAAGGUUGCUGAAGCAACUAUGUCUAACAAUAGAAUACAAGUUCUUGCAAGAAGGCUUGCCAGAGAAUGUUCCGGUUUGCCAUUGGCUCUUACUACCGUUGGACUAACUAUGUCUAUGAAAAAGACUCCUAUGGAAUGGGAAAAUGCAAUAGGAUUGCUUAAGAAAUCAUCAUUCCCCGAAAUAUUGAGUAAGGACGAUGAUUUGUUUCCUGUCCUGACUAUUAGCUAUGAUUACUUGAAGGAUGAUAGAAUGAAAAAUUGUUUCCUCUUUUGUUCCUUGAUUCCAGAAAAUAUUAUGGUGCCUUCAGAAUACAUCAUUGAUUGGAUUCUGCGCCUUCCAAGUCUCCAAGAAUUGUAUCUAUAUGAUUGCAAAGGACUAGAACAAAUGAUAAGUGAAGAAGCAACACCAUCAUCAUUACCAUCAUCAUCAUCAGCUAAUCAGCGGCCCACGUCUCAGUUUUCGAACCUUAAAUUUGUUUUGCUUGAUAGCCUUGAAGAAAUGACAAGCAUAUGCAAUGAUAGCUUGCAAUUCCCGUCUUUGGCGCGCAUUGGAGUGUUUAACUGUAGGAAGCUAAAACAACUAUCGAUGGGGCUGUAUACUGAAGGAAAGGACAGAGAUAUUCAUGGGGAGGGACAAUGGUGGAACAGCUUGGAAUGGACGGAUGAGAGCAUCAAAUCUCUGUUCUCACCCCUUUUUAUCGAACAUCCCGAUGGAUCUAGACCAAGGCCAACUCGCCUGCACGAACUUUUGUAUCCUGCUCUCAAUUUGGUAGUGAAUGUAUACCUAACAAUCUUUGCUUCCUUAUUGGAAAGUAUCCUGCUUACCUUGAAUUUAACAGAGUCCAUUAUUUUUUCAGAUCCAAAUUGUUUCAGCAGUGUAUUGUACCAGUUAAAUCCAAAUUGCGCAAGUUUGAUCGUCAAGUUCGAAAGCGAGAAGGCCAUUGCUAUUUUCCUCGGCAUUUGCAAUAUCUCGCUUUCGCGUAAUUUCCACUUUCUGAUUCCUGUCCCAAUGCUUCCUUCAGGCUCUGCGUCGGAUUAUUUCCUUUUUGGCCAUUACAAUGCAGUUGCUGCUUUCUCUUCUCCGCUGUUGAUGCUCGACAUCCAGUACAUUCCGCUGUUCACUCCGGUCAUCGACGUUUUCAUCAAGAAGAUAUGUAAGCCCAUCAAGAAGCAGAUCGGCUACUGCUCCUGUCCCAGUGCCAAUGUUGCUGCUCUUUCCGGCUCUAUCGACAAAUUGCAACGCAUGAGGGAUAUGAUCAAUGAGAAGAUCCAACUGGCCGGCAUGGAUCAGCAGGGGUGCGCAAAUGAAGUGAAGAAUUUGCUCGACUUGCUUCAAAUAGCUGAAGAUGAAGCAAAGAUUAUCAUUGGCAAGUACGAGAGGAAAAAGAGGCAGAAAUGUCUCUAUAGCUGCUCUUGGAAUUGCUUGUUCAACACCGCUAUCAGCAAACGCGCAGCGAAGAAGAGAACUGAAGUAAUGAAGCUGUUGAACAAAGCACCUUCUGAUGUUACGUAUUCAAACUUGACGGUGGAAACUGUCGAAGAGGUUCCUACGACACAUGCUGUGGUUGUGGGACAAGAGGUUUAUUUGAAAAAGGUUCUUAGUUACCUCAAUGACGUGACAGUCGGUAUCAUCGGGAUACAUGGUGUAGGAGGAGUCGGCAAAACAACUCUUCUGAGAAGCAUCUAUGAUCGGUACAAUGGAAAUGGCAAGGGAGCCGAGUUUGAUCAUGUCAUCUUGGUAAAAGUCGGAAACAAUCCGGAUCUGAUGAAGCUUCAAAGGGACAUAGCCAACGAGGUCGGCUUGCUUCUAGGGAACGAAGAAAGUGAGGUAUCACGAGCCGUUGCUAUUUACAAUUUCUUGAAAGAGAAGAGGUUCUUGUUGUUUUUAGAUGACCUCUCGGAGUCGUUAGAUCUCGUGGAAGUUGGAGUUCCAUUGCCGCAUGGAGAUAGCGAGGCCCAACAAAAGCAAAAGAUAAUACUAACUACACGUUUACCCGAGCUAUGCUGUGAGAUGCAAGCGAAAAAGGUCAUCAAAAUGGAAUGUUUGAAUCGGGAGGAUUCAUGGAUCCUGUUCAAAUCAAAGGUUGGUGAAGCAACUAUAUCUAACACUGGAAUACAAGGCCUCGCAAAGAAGGUUGCUAGGGAGUGUGGCGGCUUGCCUUUGGCUCUUACCAUCGUCGGACUAGCUAUGUCUAGGAAGAAGACGCGGAGGGAGUGGGAGAAUGCAAUCAAAUCACUCAAGAGAUCAUCAUUCAACAGAUUAUCAGGUACGGAGGACAAAUUGUUUUCCUUUCUCCAUAUGAGUUAUGAUAAUUUGAAGGAUGAUAGGAUGAGAAAAUGUUUUCUCCUUUGUUCCUUGAUACCAAGAGACAAACUUAUGCUUUCGGAGUUUGUUAUUAGAACUUGGAUCGGACUAGGAAUAAUGGAUGACAUCGACGACAUGGAAGAUGCUAACAACAUGGGGCAUUUUAUUCUAAGAAGCCUAAAGGAAGCUUGCUUGUUGGAGAGCCAUGCCAAAUUCGAUAUGUAUGUCGGAAUGCACAACAUCAUUAGGGACUUCGCCUUGUGGAUAGCUUCUAACUAUCGGCGGGAGAAGAAGAAUUGGUUGGUGCAAACAAACAUUAAGGAAGUGAAUUCCGACGAGUGGAGCGACGCAGAAAGGAUAUCAAUUAUCGGAAACCAGGAGUUAGAGGUACUACCUGAUUCUUGUGAUUGCCCUCAUCUUAAAUCCUUGAUGUUGUCUCACAAUCCGCAUCUUUCGAAGAUCCCAACAAAACUUUUUCCAGGAAUGCCAUCUUUAACAUACUUGGAUUUAUCACACAUUUCUCUCAAGCAACUUCCUACGGAAAUUGGUACUUUGCUAAAUUUACAGUGUCUCAUCCUUUCCUAUUCAUCCAUCUCAUCGUUGCCUGAGGAGUUGAAACAACUUGUGAAUUUGAAGUACUUGGAAUUGGAAGGUAUCGUUGGACUUAAGGAGAUUCCGAAGGGUGUAAUAUUGAAUCUGCUUCAGUUACGGGUGCUUAAUCUGCAAGGUUCUAAUUUAUUUCUCGGUGAUCCGAACGGAUUGCAAUUUGAAGAAUUGAAAUGCUUGACGAGACUUAGAGCAAUCGGAAUCGCCAUAAGAGAUAUUCCCUCUCUCGAAAUGGUCUUCGGUUUACUGUACAUUACGCAAUAUUCUCUCUCCAUACUACGUAUAAUCGGUACAGUCUCUCUCCAUUUAUCACCAAGAGUUCUUCACGAUACCAAAGCAAGAGGCCUUCGGAGAUUAACCGUGGGAUUAGCUGACAGUUUGAAGGAGUUGGUCGUGGGCAAGGAAAGUGAAAUUGAGGAGAGCGAAGUUGAUCUAACUUGUAGCCUUUCGCGUUUGCAAAAUUUACAGCUGCUAUUCCUCCCUAUCUUAGAAAAGAUCAUUUGGAGAGGUAUUGAUCCUCAUCAAUGUCUUCCUAACCUCGCUUGUUUGCGCAUCUUUAGAUGUGAUAGCCUCGAAGAUAUUAGUUGGGUAAUGCGACUAUCGCGUCUCCAAGAGCUAUACGUAUCGAAGUGCAAAAGAUUGAAGCAAAUCAUCACCGAAGAAGCAACGAGCUCGUCAUCGUCAGCUAAGUAUCGGCUCACGCCUUCUUUUCCUAGCCUCAAGUUAAUUUGGCUCGAUAAUCUCGAACAACUUACUAGCAUUUGCGGUGACGAAAUCUCCUUCCCUUCAUUGGAAAGCAUUGCUGUAUAUGACUGUUUGAAGCUGAAUAAACUGCCACUCGGGCUAUGUAGCGCGGGAACGAAAAGAGAAAUCUUCGGGGAGAGAAAAUGGUGGGAUAGCUUGGAAUGGAGCGACGACAGAAGCGUCGGGGCCUCUUUUUUCUUCGUCUUUUAGAGAAACUACUGAUAGAUCUUUACCAAAGUUCGGUUAUUCAUACGAACUUCUACAAUGAUUUUCUCUACAAUUUUCUUCUCUCCAAUUUUCCACAUUUUGAUCAUAUUGUCUUUUGUUUUGUUUUGUUUUCUUUUUUUGGAAUGUCUUGAUUGAAUUGGUCUAUUUUGGA
Molecule: messenger RNA, 9370 nt
Organism: Ananas comosus (pineapple)
Lineage: Eukaryota; Viridiplantae; Streptophyta; Magnoliopsida; Poales; Bromeliaceae
Product: probable disease resistance protein At1g12290
Molecular function (GO): ADP binding; protein binding
Source: RefSeq, a predicted model, not a curated record